This is a messenger RNA of Racocetra persica, 574 nucleotides long. NCBI's taxonomy places the organism in Eukaryota, Fungi, Glomeromycota, Glomeromycetes, Diversisporales, Gigasporaceae. The record is from the annotation of a GenBank genome assembly.
AUCAGAAAUACCAAUAAGUUUUGAGAAUAAUAAUGAGGAUAAUAUAUAUAAUAAGAAUGAAAAUAUAGACAAUAAAAGCAACAAUUAUGAUAAUAAUGAUAACAGUCUUAUAACUACCCUAUCUAAAGAAAUUUUUAAUUAUAUAGGACAUAUUCUUGGAAUCAAUGCUUCAGUAACAUCGCCGUUUAAUACACCUGAAUUGACUGAGCCAAUGUCUAAUGAAACCAAUAUUAAUAUUUUAAAUAUUAUCGCUAUAUGCAAACAAGAAUUUAAAGAAUUCUUAGAAUUUAUCUUAAGAAGUCUCCAAAUAUUGCAGGAAAAUUUAAUAUUAUUCCGGAGCCUAAUCAAAUCUGAACAAUUGUCAGCACAAGAACUAUAUAAUAUGAAUAAUAAUCAUAUCCUAAUGACUCACUUUUGUGACCUUAUUACUUCAAACUCUUUCAAAAAAGUACAAAAUUUAGUAAAUAUAAUAUAUAAGGACACAAACCCUCAUAGAUGUAUAACUUCUGGUAAUGAUAUCCUUUUUCUAAAACGAGAGAAUAAACAAAAACGAAAACUGUUCUACAAAAACUAA